Molecule: messenger RNA, 330 nt
Organism: Neurospora tetrasperma FGSC 2508
Lineage: Eukaryota; Fungi; Ascomycota; Sordariomycetes; Sordariales; Sordariaceae
Exons: 3
Coding region: 1-330 (109 amino acids)
Biological process (GO): protein urmylation; tRNA thio-modification
Cellular component (GO): cytoplasm; nucleus
Molecular function (GO): protein tag activity
Source: RefSeq, a predicted model, not a curated record
AUGUCGGACCAAAAAGAUCAAACGAUUGACAUCACGGUCGAUUUUUCUGGCGGCCUCGAAAUUCUCUUCUCCAACCAGAAACAUCAUGCUCUCUCAGUACCAGCCCAGGACGCCCAAGGCAAGCCAGCAAACGUCGGCUUUCUCAUCAACUAUCUUUGUCAGACGCUCAUGACCGACCCACGCGCUGAUCUCUUUGUGCUUGGUGGUGAACUCCGCCCAGGUAUCUUGUGUCUAAUCAACGACAGUGACUGGGAGCUGGAAGAGGAAGAUGCCUAUGUGCUUCAGCCAGGAGACAAUAUCCUCUUUAUCUCUACGCUUCACGGUGGUUAG